Molecule: messenger RNA, 689 nt
Organism: Physella acuta
Lineage: Eukaryota; Metazoa; Mollusca; Gastropoda; Physidae
Source: RefSeq, a predicted model, not a curated record
GACCGAUACAAAAGAGGAGUCACCACUGCUAGCACUGCCCAAUCUAACGUGACAGCCAAAUACAACACCACCACAACCGGCCACACGACCACACCCUCACCUAACGAUAUUGAAAUGACCUUGAACUAUGACCCCAUAAUCAGUCAAACGUUUUUAGAAGUGACCCAGGCGCCGACUGCCGGUCACCUGGAGUUCACCCACAUCAGUUCACUGACCGGGGCAAUCAUCUUGAACUGCGAGGCGAAGCUCAUGCAGUUCAUGGGUAACCCUCCGGUCACCAUAAGUAUCUGGGAAGACGAAAAACAGUUAUCAUCUAUUGUGAACGUGAAAAAGUUGCAGUACAGUUUAAACUCAUUGAGUGGAACAAACUAUUCGUGUGGUCUUACUGGUGUGGCUCUGAUGUGUGUGCCUGAUGGAGACACCCGACUCCAACGGAUAAUUCUGAUGUCCCAAGACCUGAAAACACAGACCACCGAGACCUACAACUCGAUCGAUCCCUACGUCAUACUGUACGGGGCCCAGGUCAUAGUCUGUAUCGCCAUGGUCCUCUGGAACAUCUCCCUCUUGCUUGAGCACAUCCAGAUCAUCAUCUCCCAGCAGAAGAUCAUCAGCAUCAUCAAAGUGGACCAGGAGCUGCAGAAGAUUGCCAUCGACCCCAACUAUCAUCCAGUCAUCCCAGAUUAAAGAGC